UGAAGGCUCGAGCGGAAGUCGUGUAUCUGGCCGGUUGUGAGGCUUCGCUCCUCUUCCGUGAUCAGAGCCCGGACUCUGGAGGCAGAACCGAGAGGAAAACUGCGAAAUAAAGCGGCGGCCAGGUGUGAAGGAUGGCCGAGGAGCAUUACCUGGAGCUGAGCGAGAACCCCGUGCAGUUCGAACAUGCCUCGAGCGUCAACAACGUCUUCUUCGACGAGGCCAACAAGCAGGUGUUCGCGGUGCGUUCAGGUGGAGCCACCGGCGUGGUGGUUAAAGGUCCUGAUGACAAGAGCAGCGUCGCCUUCAGGAUGGACGAUAAAGGAGAAGUGAAAUGCAUCAAGUUCUCCAUCGGUAACAAGAUCCUGGCUGUGCAGAGAACCUCCAAGUCUGUGGAUUUCAUCAACUUCAUCCCCGACUACCCGCACACAGAGUUCAGUCAGGAGUGUAAGACGAAGAACGCCAACAUAUUAGGUUUCUGUUGGACCAACUGGAACGAGAUCGUCUUCAUAACCGACCAGGGAAUCGAGUUUUACCAGGUGUUUCCAGACAAGCGCAGCCUGAAGCUGCUGAAGAGUCAGAGCAUCAACGUGAACUGGUACCAGUACUGCCCUGAGACCGCCGUCAUCCUGCUGUCCACCACCGUGCAGGGGAACAUCCUGCAACCCUUCGCCUUCAGGAACGGGACCAUGUGCAAGAUGUCCAAGUUUGAGAUCGAGCUGCCCGUCGUCCCCAAACCUGCCAAACUCAGCCUGUCAGAGAGAGACAUCGCCAUGGCAACCAUGUAUGGUCAGCUGUACGUGAUGUACCUGAAGCAUCACUCGAGGACGGCCAACAGUCCCAGUGCAGAGGUGGUGCUGUACCACCUGUCCAGGGAGGGUUCCUGUAAGAAGAGUCACGUGCUGAAGCUGAACACGACGGGCAAGUUUGCUCUGAACAUCGUCGACAACCUGGUGGUGGUUCAUCACCAGAGCUCGCAGACGUCGCUGAUCUUCGACAUCAAGCUGAAGGAGCCCGACUGUGCCUUGAACAUCCACCAGCCCGUCCUGCCUGCCAGGUCCAUCCAUCCCUACAGGAUCCCGCUGUCAGGGCCGGCGGUCGUUCCUUCGCAGCCUCCGGUGCCGUGUCAACUCUACUCCUCCUCCUGGAGCGUCUUCCAGCCAGACAUCAUCAUCAGCGCCAGCGAAGGUUACCUGUGGUACCUGCAGGUGAAGCUGCCGCCCACAGUCAACCUACUGCAGGACAAAGGCAAACUGAUGGACUUCCUGUUACGGCGCAGAGAGUGCAAGAUGGUCAUCCUGUCGGUCUGCUCGCAGAUUCUGGAGGUCGGCGAGAAGGGAAGUCUUCCUGUUGUGGCGACCGUGUUCGACAAACUCAACCAGGUGUACAAAGAUUACCUGGAGGCGGAGCAGAGCUACACUCAGGCGAUGGAGUCCGGACCGAGCCGAGGAAGCGCCGCCCAGAAGCGUCCGGUCAGAACUCAGGCCGUCAUCGACCAGUCAGACAUGUACACGCACGUCCUGUCCUCGUUCACGGAGAGGAAGGGCGUCUCCCACAAGUUCAUCAUCGCCGUGCUGAUGGAGUACAUCCGCUCUCUGAACCAGUUCCAGAUCACCGUCCAGCAUUACCUGUACGAGCUGGUGAUCAAGACGCUGGUGCAACACAACCUGUUCUACAUGCUGCACCAGUUCCUGCAGUACCACGUCCUCAGCGACUCCAAACCUCUGGCGUGUUUGCUGCUGUCUCUGGAGAGCACGUACCCACCCGCACACCAGCUGUCCCUGGACAUGCUGAAGCGUCUGUCCACUGCCAACGACGAGAUCAUCGAGGUUCUGCUGUCGAAGCAGCAGGUUCUGGGCGCACUCAGAUUCAUCCGCAGCGUCGGCGGCCACGACAACGCGUCUGCGCGGAAGUUCCUGGACGCGGCGCGGCAGACCGGAGACCAGAUGCUGUUCUACACAGUGUUUAGGUCGUUCCAGCAGAGAAACCAGCGACUCAGGGGAAGCCCCGCCUUCAACCCAGGUGAGCACUGCGAGGAGCACGUGGCUCACUUCAAGCAGCUGUUUGGGGAGCAGGCGCUGAUGAAGCCCUCCACCGUGUGAGCCCAGUCUCCUUGGCGAGGAGACGACCCGACGGGACGCAAAUCACCACAUACGUUCACGUGCAUACGAGUGUCCUGCUGCAGGAAACCCCACCAUGAGACUCCACCUGUGUGUGAAGCCACAGAGCAUCCUAGCAUACCGCCCCCGGGAUUAAGAAAAGGUGGUGUUACGGUGGCCCAGUCCCUGCUGCUCCACCUUAAAUGUUAACAGGAUGUGUUAAUUAAUGAUUGUUUUUGCUAAAAUCACUGAAGUGUGUCGUCUGAAUCCUUCUUCCUCUGCGGCUCUAACACCUUCAUGUGGUCGGGUUUACCUGCACAUGUGAUCCUGACCUGUAAAUGAUUCCAGGUUAGUUUGUUUGCAUGUGAAUGUACUCAGUGGAAAGCAGCUCAGGUGAAACGUCGCUCUGAUAUCACCUGUUGUGGGAGGGGCCAGAGCCUGCACUGUUGUGUGUUUGUGGGGUGCAGAUGAAUGUGAGGUGUAUAUUCUGUAAGAUAAAGAUGUAGGGAUGGGUACCGGUAUCGGGUGCCAUUAUGGCACCGGUUCUGACAUAAACGGUAGUAACCAGACCGAAAAGCAACACACAUUUCGGUGCUUUUUUUUUUUUCUUUUUCUUUUUCAUGACAUGUCAUACACUUUGGAUUCUAGCCAAUCAUUUUACCUUUCCGAGGAUAGUAGGCGGGGCCAGGCACGUACGUUCUUUUAGAGCAGAGCUACAGAUUAAAAAUGUCCAAGGCGAAGCGGUCAAAGUCUGGCUGUACUUCACAGCAAAAGAUGCAAACUCAGCAGCCUGCAGCAAGUGCUUUAAGCCCCACGCCCCCGGUACCGGGAGCAAAAAGGAGAUCACGUUUAAUCGGUUAUAACACGGGGUGAGAAAUAUAAGUCCAGACGUGUGGUAUCCACAGAAACCUCUGAAUCUCAGCUAAAAUGUCAUAUAAACCAUUUCUACAACCAGCAAACUCAACGAAAACAAGCCAUGAUUAAACGAGCAGUUAUUUAAAAGCGCACAAGUCGGCUAUACAAACAAGGUGAACCAGAAAUUCUCCAGACUUCAUGUAACCGGCUAAAGAUAGCUCUGGAAGAUAACCAGCCUAUCACCAAUUCCAAACACCAAGUUUCACCACACUCUGACCAAAAUUCUCUGAAUGACCCGCAAAAGAAGACCACAAAAACACACAGUGGCGCAAAUGCGCAAAGACAGAAAUUGGCUCACUGUCCCGAUUUCCUCCGUUAUUUUCGCCGGUAGCCGGUAGCCACGUGAUUAUCAGCAGUUACCACGCCUACCUAGCCGCAUCAGAGCGGUUUUCUGUCAACAACUUCCAGUUUAGACCCACCUAUAGACACGUGACUGGACAGACAUCACAUGCAGUAAAUUUAGGCCCACGUGGGUUUUGGCCUUGGAACCUCUGAUUGGUUGAAGUAACGUGAACGUGGCAUCGUUACUGUGAUUCUAUUGGCUCAAACAAUUAAAAAGAGGUGUCAAUCAUGCAAAUUGACCAAAAGAAACCAAA
Molecule: messenger RNA, 3607 nt
Organism: Oreochromis niloticus (Nile tilapia)
Lineage: Eukaryota; Metazoa; Chordata; Actinopteri; Cichliformes; Cichlidae
Gene: rmc1
Product: regulator of MON1-CCZ1
Exons: 20
Coding region: 132-2099 (655 amino acids)
Biological process (GO): regulation of autophagy
Cellular component (GO): lysosomal membrane; Mon1-Ccz1 complex; late endosome membrane
Molecular function (GO): protein binding
Source: RefSeq, a predicted model, not a curated record